Messenger RNA from Schistocerca americana (American grasshopper), 1168 nucleotides. Its product is annotated as speckle-type POZ protein-like. The record is from RefSeq and is a predicted model, not a curated record. The coding region runs from base 116 to 1168 and encodes 350 amino acids. The transcript is spliced from 2 exons. Lineage: Eukaryota; Metazoa; Arthropoda; Insecta; Orthoptera; Acrididae. Gene Ontology annotation, biological process: proteasome-mediated ubiquitin-dependent protein catabolic process; regulation of proteolysis. Gene Ontology annotation, molecular function: ubiquitin protein ligase binding. Gene Ontology annotation, cellular component: nucleus; cytoplasm.
CUUACUGCAACCUACAACCUUCUGAAUCUGCUUAGUGUAUUCAUCAUCUACAGGUGUCUCAUCACCAUAGGGUCAAACAUCUGCUAGCUGUAUAAAUUUAACAACUGGAUCAACGAUGAGUGUGUUACCAGUAGAGGGAGGUGAAGUGUAUCCACCACCGAUGCUUCCCAAGAGGAGGAGCAAUAAUGUGUCAGCUGCAGGCAUUACAAGAUUUGAGAAACAAAAACUUGUCUACACCUGGACGGUUUCGGGUGUAAAGAACUGGCUCGAAGACACGAACGAUAUCGCGUCCACUUCUUUCCGUCACCCAAAUUCGAGCGAGUGGUGUGCGGUACUGUCGAAGAAAGACAAAGAGCUAUGUCUGUGUUUCUGGUUGAAAGCAAGCAAGGAACCUGUGAAAGCAAACCUGAAAGCAGCACUUUCUCUAGGCGGAGGCGAGAAACGCGAAGUGUAUCCACCACUGUGCUGUACCCUUGCAGGGGGUGAGAAAUCGCCGCCGAAGUCUGUCGGUGAGGCUUUUCCGGCCAUCGACGAUUACAAGAACGUUGGUGACAGUCUGAUAUUCGAGUGCGAAGUGGAGAUUGUGUGCGUCGUGUGGCACGAUUUCCCAAGCCUUUCCGCUCCCGAGACGCAGCCCGUCCUCGCUAGAGACUUCGCCAACUUGUUGGAGUCCCAGGACUUUGCGGACUUCAUUCUGCGCGCCGGAGGCGUCAGGAUCGAGGCGCACAAAGCCGUGCUGUCGGCCCGCAGCCCCGUCUUUGCCAGGAUGUUGCAGCAGAACACGAAGGAAGCGCAAGAAAACUAUGUCAACAUCGAGGGCCUGGAACCCGAAGUGGUGGCCGAGGCACUGCGCUACAUGUAUUCGGGCCACGCCCUGGCCCUGCGCGAUAUGGCCCAGGGCUUGCUGGUGUUUGCCGACCGCUACGACCUGCGUGAGCUGAAGAACCAAUGCGAGGUGGAACUGGCUAGGCGCCUCACCGUAGACAACGCCGUCACUUACGCCACCUUGGCCGUCGCCAACUCGUGUUACGUCUUACAGAAGGCGUCUGUCGACUUCAUAAGGCGGCAUUUAUGGGAGGUGAUGGGCACUACAGCGUGGAAUGAGGCCAUUCACAGCGAUCCUGCCUCUCUCGAGAAGAUCAGUCAGCUUAUCGCAAUGCGGUUGUAA